Messenger RNA from Sabethes cyaneus, 754 nucleotides. Its product is annotated as pre-rRNA-processing protein TSR2 homolog. NCBI's taxonomy places the organism in Eukaryota, Metazoa, Arthropoda, Insecta, Diptera, Culicidae. Gene Ontology annotation, biological process: maturation of SSU-rRNA from tricistronic rRNA transcript (SSU-rRNA, 5.8S rRNA, LSU-rRNA). The transcript has 3 exons. Gene Ontology annotation, cellular component: nucleus. The record is from RefSeq and is a predicted model, not a curated record. The coding region runs from base 126 to 716 and encodes 196 amino acids.
AAAUCGAGCCAGCAAGCCUGGCUCAAACGGCUUCAAGAAAAAUGUAUGAGAAUGACGUUCGUGCCAGGGAUGUGGUAAUUUUAUUUCUCAAAAAAAAACUUUAAGUAAUAGUAAAAUCUGUGAUAAUGGCCAGCCCAAUUAUUACCCCGUCGCUCGUACAAUUGCAAGCUCAGUUCAAAGAGGUGGUCGGAAACAUAUUAAACCGGUGGACAGGCCUUCGAUUGGCGGUCGAACAUGGCAUGGGCGGUGCGUUAGGAGUUAAUACUGCAAUAGAAAUCAUUGAUUACAUCACUUGUUACUGCACAGAAAACAAAAAAGUAGAUUCUUAUGAUUUACGGGAAAUUCUUGAAGAAAUCAUGGAUCAAGAAUUUCAGACCAUAUGUGAGGAUGAAUCGAUUGAUGAAAUAAGCGACAUUCUGAUAAAACACCUGAACCUUCUGAAGGACGGCAAAUCAGAGCAGGUGAAUGCCGAACUUAGUCGGUUAGGACCCUGUGAGAUUUGGAUCAAAUCGGGUAAUCACAUAAAAAUGCAGCGCAUGGAUGAUAGUAGCGAAAGCGACGAGGAUGACGACGAUAACGACGACCAGGAUCAAGAUAUGGAAACGGAGCCAACGGGUGGAAGUGCGGCACCGAGUACGCAAGGGUCUACCACCGAAUUCGUUGAAGAAGACGCGGAUCCCGGCUGGACUCAGGUACGCAAUCGAAGGCGAAGAUAAAUGGGUAAUAAAAAAAAAUCAAAGUCAUUGGAGAUGAA